UCACCUUGCUCUCCAUAAUAGGCCUACUCGGUGCCCUGUCACACGGGGUGCUUGCAUCCCGUCGCAGUAUCUUUGGAGAUCCAGGAAUGAGAAGUAAGGCGCUGCAUAUGGCUAUAGAAGGAUGGAACUUCUGCAACAGAGCAGGUGCGAAUGCUCAUCCUUCCCCACGGUACGCUGACUGUUUCGACAUGAAGUCGCUCGGCCCGGGUGUAGGUGGUAACAAAAUUCGCGAAUCGGACAACCAGUUAGCUCCACCUCAACCAAUACCCGGAAUGUCUCACACACCUAGUGAUAUGGAGCUGUAUACCGAAGAGAAAGAACGCUAUCUGGGAGACCUCUGUCAAACCAAGUCUCUAGGCCCGACGGGUGGAAAUUGGUCAUUCUGGACUCAGAUGCUUAAGAGUGGAAAUUUUGAUGCGAGUCUUAACCAGUGCUCAAAAGCAGACUCUAGACAGUCACACGAAUUAGGUUUCCGUCUACCACCGCGUUCUCUUCAGUACGGGCAUUCGGGUCCGAUGAAUCAGCCUGUCAUACAUAACCAGUGGUCGUCUAUAGACACAGUGGGAAUGAUCCGAGGCGGUUUCAAUGGAUCAUAUGAUAACUUUAAUUCGUCAUUCUUCAGUGUUCAAUGGUUUAAAAAUGAGCGAGGUUCUUGGGUUCUUCAGAAUGAGUUGCAGACCGGCGGUCAAUAUCCUUACCUGAUGCUGUACAACCGAGCAGACAGCACACGGCUGGGAAACGGAGGUUACCCCUGGGAAGGGAGAGGCGUCCUACUUGAACCAGCCAAGUCUCCAGGCUUUGUGAUGCAAAUACUGUUGAAUGUGACGGAGUGCAAUGCACCCGGUGCUCAGUUUUACAUGCCUGAAUUCGGUGGCUGCUGGAAGAACGACGGCAGUCCUUGUGAUGGAGAUCUAGCCACCGAUUGUACAAGAUACGUUUGCUUCAUUAUAAACCCGGGCGUCUUCGGUCACAAAGGCUGCUCCCCAACAAGUCCACACCGAUGCCCUCCGUACCACGUCCUUACCAACGGUACUCUCGUCAGUAGAAACGAUACGAAAAAUUUUCCAUAUGACUGUUAUUACUACUGGUGUGCUCCUCCCAAUUCCAAUGCACCCAGUAGCGAAAAAUGUGAUCCGUACAGCAAUCCGAUGUCACAAGAGCUUGUGCAGAUCUUGCCUUGUAGUGAAUGGGGAGAGCAUGGAUUUCCAAGUAAAUUGGGAGAUGGGUGGGUUGGAGAUGCUCGGCUGUGGACACUGCAGGCUGGAGAUCUUGCUAACCGAGUGUACUUCACGGGAUCUGAACCGAAGGGAGGACGAGAAUGGCUUAGUCUAGAGAUCGGACCGGAAGUUUACCAGAGCAGCUCCUUGAUACGCUGGGAUGUGUCCGAUUGGGAUGUUCUGCAAACUGAUGCAUUGUAAUUAUUGCAUUCAGUUUAUGACUUCUAUUAAUCGCCGCCAUGUAACAGAUAAUAAAAAAGUAAUUAAACUAC
Corticium candelabrum is the source of this 1489-nucleotide messenger RNA. RefSeq lists its product as uncharacterized. The coding region runs from base 87 to 1418 and encodes 443 amino acids. The transcript is spliced from 4 exons. NCBI's taxonomy places the organism in Eukaryota, Metazoa, Porifera, Homoscleromorpha, Homosclerophorida, Plakinidae. The record is from RefSeq and is a predicted model, not a curated record.